GACUCACUCUUCACUAGUUUGUUUAAUUCUUUGGUUAGUCUUUUUUGUUUGGAAUAUGUUUUUGAGGUUUAUGCGUGGUUCGAGCAUCUCCAAAAUUAUGUGUUUAGCGCGGGGUGGUGGCUAUAGCUAUGCUCCAACCACUUCCCAAUCGCUCCACCCCGCAGCACUGCAACUUCACCGUGGAGUAUGCCACAUGUCGAGGAGGCGGCUCCGUUGGAAACUUGGGAUGAUGCAGUUGCUCAGUGGACUAAGGCACCGUUACUGCCUGUGGCGCCUCCGCCGCCUGCUGGGCGUGGCCUUCGACGAGGGCGGCUUCCAGGAGGGCACCCGCCAGGCGGCGGCCACCAUGAUCGAGGCAGUGCGUCAAGCGGAUUGGCCCUGCAUCCGGAGUUGCUGCACGGAGCGCGGAUCGGCGGAUAUAUACGGGUUGUCCCAGGUGCGCAGUUCCUAUGGGAGCUUGGUGCGAUUCCAGAGGGAGCACCUGAGACAUGCCCUCCCGGUGAGAGUGGUUCGUCGGUGGAUCGACGGACGCUGCUAUGUCCUGGUGGACAUGCUCUUCGUCGGCCUGCGGAAUCUGCUGGAUCUUGGUAGUGCCGAGGAGAAGCAGCAAAUGAUCCAGCGGAUUCAGGGCGUCCUGGCAGAUUCGCAGAUCGAAGAAAAGUUUGAUCCCAACAAUUGCCGACUAGCUAUUGCCGAAUUGGUACUCACCUUCUGCAAAGAACUGGGGGAAUCCUCCAGAGUGGAUCCUCCAAAUUCAGAGUCGGAAUCGGAUUCAGUUAAAGAUAUUGCAAGUGACGAGCAGGAGAAUGGCUGGCUAGUGGACUCCUAUAAAGUGCACCGCUUCAAGCUGAUUAGCUUCAGUCCAAAAACACUCAACUUUCGCGUUAUAGAAUUUAUGAAACCGGUUCAGCCAAAGUAACCCGAAU
This is a messenger RNA of Drosophila suzukii, 926 nucleotides long. RefSeq lists its product as uncharacterized. Gene Ontology annotation, biological process: protein insertion into mitochondrial inner membrane from matrix. Lineage: Eukaryota; Metazoa; Arthropoda; Insecta; Diptera; Drosophilidae. Gene Ontology annotation, cellular component: mitochondrial inner membrane. Gene Ontology annotation, molecular function: ribosome binding. The record is from RefSeq and is a predicted model, not a curated record.